CAAUCACCCCACCCCGCGGCGUCGCCAUGGCGACAGGGCACGCUAACGCCAGCGCUGUACCAGGCAGGCCGGCUCGCUGGGCAGCUGGGGACCAUGGCGCAGAAUCUGUACGGCCCCCGAGUGCGGAUGGGCAACUGGAACGAGGACGUCUACCUGGAGGAGGAGCGCAUGAAAGACUUCCUGGAGAAGAGGGCCAAGGGGCAACUCCUCAUCCAGAGAAACAGACGGCUCAAGAGGAAUCUUCUGAGACCGAUGCAGCUCUCCGUGUCUGAAGACGGGUACAUCCAUUUUGGUGACAACGUGAUGCUUGUCAAUCCCGACCAUCCCGAGACGGAAGCCGAGCUGGUGCUGGCCGGCGACCUGAGCCUGUGCAUGACCCCAGAUGAGAUCAGAGCCCACCUGAGUGACGAGCUGGAGGUGCCGUGUGGCCUGAGUGCAGCUCAAACCAGGACCCCGGUGGGCAGGAACACCUUUGCUAUUCUAAGCGCAGGUGGAGACGCCGCAGGUCAAGUCCUUCGCUACGGGCAGGAUUUCUGCCUCGGGAUGGCAGGGGGGUUUGACAACACGAUGUUGUAUUUAUCAAGUGACCACAGGACCCUUCUGAAGUCAUCCAAGAGGUCCUGGCUGCAGGAGGUGACGCUGACCGAUGACGUCUCGCACCUGAACUGCUGGCAGGCCACCUUCCUCGACCCCCAGCUGCGCCUGGAGUACGAGGGCUGCCCCAUUCCGGCCAACACAAGGAUCCUCAUCAUUCACCGCCACACCAACCGGGCUCUGGCCGCCCACCGGCAUCUGUUUUUAAGCACCUACUUUGGAAGGGAGGCCGAGGUCGUGGCUCACACAUACCUGGAUUCGCACAGAGUGGAAAAACCGAAGAACCACUGGAUGCUGGUGACCGGGAACCCCAGGAAUGCCUCGUCCACCAUGCUGGAUCUGCCCCAGCCACCAGCCGAGGACACGCGGGCCAUGGAGCAGACCAUGGGCCUCACCACGCAGUAACACACCAGGCACACGCGUGUUCUCUCGGGCCCUGCUCGCGUCACACUUAGCUUUAAUGGAAAUAAACAGGCUUGGCCGUGCCUCGAGGUAUCUUUAAGUGAGGCAGAGAGCUCUGAUCACUCUAUUGCAACAAAGCUGUGUUAGGAUUAUGGACACAGCCGCAGGUGCCUGGGACACACAACAGAACUGCUCUGGGAAACGUAGUCAGGUUUCUGCCCCUGGCCAGGAACCUGUGGUUUUGUACUGAUUUUCAAGCUACAGAAUCCUUCCAUCUCCGUCUUCUCUUUGAAACUUGGUCCAUCGGGUGUGGCCCCCAUGAAGCUCCUGGCAGAGGAAAUGAAAUAAAAACUCUUCCAUCUA
Messenger RNA from Oryctolagus cuniculus (rabbit), 1359 nucleotides. It is a transcript of the gene CFAP161, whose product is annotated as cilia and flagella associated protein 161. Lineage: Eukaryota; Metazoa; Chordata; Mammalia; Lagomorpha; Leporidae. The record is from RefSeq and is a predicted model, not a curated record. Gene Ontology annotation, biological process: cilium assembly. Gene Ontology annotation, cellular component: motile cilium.